AGCGUAUAUGUAUAUAUGGAAGAGAUAGAGAGAUAUAUUUAUAUGUAUGUAUAUACUUAUGGGCUUACAUCACCAUUGGCACGUUACUAGAAGAAACUCAAUGUUUUUAGAGCUCAUUUGUAAACGAAGUACCACAAAAUUACGACAGAAUACAUUUUGUCAGUUGAAAUUUCCAUUUUCCUGUAUUCAAAGACAAAGGCCUUUUCAUUCUCUUUCUGAUCUCAGAAAACAAAGUCACAUAUAUUAUAUAAACCCUGAAAACCCUACUGAAGUCCCUCUCUAAUAACCAAUGGCCUCGAAGAACAUGGGUUUAGAGAUGCCUCUGUCAAAUCCUUCGACGAGAAAACCGAGGUCCUUUUCCCAAAACAAGCCAAGUACCUCGAAAAACAAACUGGUCUCCAGCAGCAAAACAACUAAAGACCGCCAUGCAAAGGUUGAUGGCAGAGACAGGCGCAUCAGGCUGCCGCCUGUCUGUGCUGCUAGGAUUUUCCAGCUCACUCGAGAACUUGGGCACAAGACGGACGGUGAGACCAUAGCAUGGCUCUUGCGUCAAGCUGAGCCAUCGAUCAUUGCAGCUACUGGCACUGGCAUCAACUUGCCUAGUGACACUACUCCUGCUCUAUCCACCCCCACUGGUUUGGUUCCUUUCUCCUCUGGGUCGCCCUUGCUUUCAUCGGAUUAUUCGCCUUCCUUGAAUUUUUCUCAGGCAAAAGUUUUCUCUGACAACAAAGAUAAGCUGAAGAACUGUGUGGUUUCGAGGGCUGAGCCUACUUUGCCUCCUUUUGAGUUUGAUUUGGUUGCAAACUUUGAAUUGGAAUUCUCUGCCAAUGAGAUUGCAUUGUUGCAAUCGGUGACAGGAUGUCAUGACAAAGAAGGGAAAUUUUGAGAGAAUUUAGUAAAAACAGAGAAGAAGUUGCAUGUUGUUUUGGAUGAAUAAAAAUAAAUUAAUUAGAGACUACUAUGUUUCUCCCUGGCCUUCUUUUUUGCCCUUUUUUCAUUAGGUAUAUAUAUAUAUAUAUAUAUAUGUGAUCGGAUUUUAAGUUUAUGUGUAGCAAUUCAAAGAAUUGGUUUUGAAUGUACCCAAAAAAAACUGGUUUUAAAUUUUAUUUUUCAAAGAAUGGCUCUAGUUUAUGGCUUUCAAUCUACCUAGCCAUUAAUGAAUUGCUCUAGUUUGGAGUUCUUCAUGGGCAUGCGUAUUGAACCUAAAUUAAUCCCUCAGUUAUUCGGAUUGUAAAUGAGUGUUGGAUAUAAAUACGUAUUUGACAGAAUACGUUUUUUUUUUUAAUAUAUUUCAAACAUAAAAUUUUUGUAUUUUUGUUUA
Durio zibethinus is the source of this 1321-nucleotide messenger RNA. RefSeq lists its product as uncharacterized. Gene Ontology annotation, cellular component: nucleus. Gene Ontology annotation, molecular function: DNA-binding transcription factor activity; sequence-specific DNA binding. The record is from RefSeq and is a predicted model, not a curated record. Lineage: Eukaryota; Viridiplantae; Streptophyta; Magnoliopsida; Malvales; Malvaceae.